AUGGAGUCAUCAGGCAGCGCGUCGGCAGCGCCGCGCGUGGCGUUGACACCUGCCAAUGUGAAGAAACUGAUGGACGUGGCAUUGCGCAUGCAACGCGCUGGUCAGAAAGGUCAUCCCAAGUAUCAGCAAAUCGUAGCGCUGCUGCGCGAGUACCAGCGGCAGCGGCAGACUCAGACGUCGACUCAGACGUCUCCAUUUUCACCCAAUCAUAAUCCGAUUCAGACGUCGACUCAGAUGUCUUUAUUUCCACCUGAUACUGCUCUGAUCCAGGUGCCCGUCCCUCUCGAAGUCGCUGCGAACCCGUUAAUGCGCCGCCAAAAAUCCACGAUUUUUUCGGAAAAACAGCUGGAAUAUCUGCAUAAUCAGAUCCGAGCCUAUAAAGCCCUUUGCCACUCAAUGGAUACCGCUAUUGCCCCGACCAAGCAAGUCAGUACUGCUGGAAGGACGUCAGAAGCUGUGGAUUCUACUAUUUCAGAGGUGAAAAUGACAGCGUCGCUGCCACCUCAAUCGACGACCGCAGACCCUGCAGUGCUGGAGCUCAUUACGCCAAAAUGGACACGAGCAGCUCGGAAUUUGCUGUACAUUGGUCCAGAGUAUCUGGAUGGGGACCUCAUUAAUAUUGAGAACAAGGGCCAGGCAGCUUUUGGACCGUACAGUAUCUGCACUCCGUAUCUGGGGCUGAACGACGUGGCACUAAAGAUGCGGUUUAUGCAGACGUUACAGCAGUUUUUGACGUCGAGUUUGGACAAGAUGGAGAGUUACCAUGGAGAGCUGGAUGAAAACGAGCAACGCACACUGCGGGAUCUUCGCUGUGUGUUGCUGCAGCAAAAAUUGCGGCGUCAUGUAGCGAAAGCGCACGCAACGCGACUGGCGCUGCUAGGCGAACCGUCUGCAGUCGACCGUCGAUCGUUUCGACGUCGGCGGCCAGUGUUGCGUGUCGAACUGCAGAGUGACGAGCGGGAGAAGCGUAAGAAAUCCGUUGCAAUGGAAAAGAAGCGGCGGGCAGACCAUCAAAUGUACUUGAAGGCUAUCCUGAACCACUCGCGCGAGUUCUUUGCGUACCACAAGAACGUGAAGGCACAGGUGAGUAAGUUUUCGAAAUCGGUCAAGGCCAUUAUCGACCAGCGUGCGUCGAAGGCCGAGCGGGAAGAAGACCGUCAAGAGAAACUUCGUCUGAAGGCAUUGAAGGCAAACGAUAUGGAAGCUUAUGGCAAGUUGGUAGCUGAGGCUAAGAACGAGCGCUUGACGUACUUGCUGAGCCAGACGAACAGUUAUCUGGACAGCAUCCGUCAACUGGUGCGUCAGCACAAACGAAAGCACCACGUUGUCGACGAAUACACGGCACAUUAUGACGCGCGCCAUGAAGGUAGAAAUGACAACAGUGCUGACGACCAAGACGACGACCUGAAUUAUCUCGAGAUCGCGUCAAAAGGUGAACUGCCACGGCAGCCGUUCAUGCUAGUCGGUGGUGAUCUGAAGGAGUAUCAGCUGCGGGGCUUGCAAUGGAUGGUUUCGCUGUAUGACAACCACUUGAACGGUAUCUUGGCAGACGAAAUGGGACUGGGUAAGACGAUACAGUCCAUUUCGCUGCUUACGUACGUGACAGAAGUCAAACACAAUCACGGUCCAUUUCUCGUGGUAGUGCCUCUAUCCACUUUGUCGAACUGGGUGAACGAGUUUAAGAAGUGGGCGCCUGACCUCGUAAUUGUGGUGUAUAAGGGACCUCCACAGGUGCGCAAAGACCUCCACAAACAGGAAAUGGCAUCGUGCCAGUUCAACGUGCUUCUGACAACGUAUGAGUACAUCAUGAAAGACAAGCACGUGCUGCGUAAAUACGACUGGCAGUACAUUAUCGUGGAUGAAGGUCACCGCAUGAAAAAUGCGCAGAGCAAAUUUGCGAUGACUCUCGGAAGUAUGUACACUUCACGUAACCGGCUGCUACUGACAGGCACGCCUUUGCAAAAUAGCCUACCCGAACUGUGGGCACUUUUGAACUUCUUACUGCCAACGAUUUUCGAGUCUGUGGAUACAUUCGAGCAAUGGUUUAGUAAGCCGUUUGCCCAGUUCUCCGGCAAUGGCGACUCAAACGAGCUGUCUGACGAAGAACGCAUGCUGGUCAUAAACCGACUGCACCAAGUACUACGUCCUUUCCUGCUACGCCGCGUGAAGGCUUCUGUCCUUGACCAAUUGCCUGACAAAGUGGAGAAGGUGCUGAAAUGUGAGCUUUCGGGCUGGCAGAAAAUCAUGUACCGUCGUAUUCAAGAAGGAGGCGCACUUCUUAUGGAAACAACGGAUAACACAGGCAAGACGAAAGGAAAGGCAAAGUACACGUCCAAGGGGUUGUCGAAUGUGCUUAUGCAGCUGCGCAAGGUGUGUAACCACCCGUACCUUUUCCAGACCAACGGAUACCAGAUUGAUUUUGACAUCGUGCGUUCAUCCGGUAAAUUUGAACUGCUGGACCGCAUGUUGCCGAAACUAAAGGCUGCGGGUCAUCGCGUGCUAAUGUUCAGUCAGAUGACACAGUUGAUGCACGUGCUGGAGGACUAUUUCAACUAUCGUGGCUUCCGUUAUCUUCGGCUGGAUGGUUCAACGAGUGCUGACGAACGUGAGCAGCGGAUGUUUAUGUUCAACGCGCCAGAUUCGCCCUUCUUCAUCUUCCUUCUCAGUACGCGCGCCGGUGGUCUCGGGCUGAAUCUCGCGACAGCAGAUACGGUGAUCAUUUUUGAUAGCGAUUGGAAUCCUGCCAUGGAUGCGCAGGCCCAGGACCGCGCGCACCGUAUCGGCCAGAAGAACGAAGUGCGAGUUUUCAGGCUUGUCACGAAUAGUCCCGUGGAAGAGAAGAUUCUCUCACGUGCGACCGACAAGAUGAAUAUGAACAAUCUUGUCGUGGAAGCUGGCAAGUUUAACAAUCGGUCGAAGGAGGCAGAGCGACGUGCGAUGCUUGAGAGCCUCAUCAAGAUGGAGCAAGAGGAAGCAGCGCACGCCGCAACUGGUGAUGAUGAAGCUUCCACUGUUCUAAUGGAUGACGAGAUCAACGCAAUGAUGGCGUUGACUGACGAGGAACUGGCCUUGUAUCAACGACUGGACUGUGAGCGCAUAAACCGUGAGGCAGACGAAUGGGACGAGUACUGCAAGCAAUACAAUCUUCUGCGCGUGCCCCGGUCCCGACUGAUGUUGGAGGACGAUGCCCCGGCGUGGCUACGCGAAGCCAACAAGAGUAUGGAGCACGAUAUUGCAACGGGAAAGCACGACAAGGAUGCUUGGAACUUUGACGUGGAUGCCGUCUCUGGCAAAGCUCGAAAACGCAAGGAAAUGUCGUACCGGGAUCAAUUUACCGACGCGGAGUUUGUCAAGAUGUGCGAGGAUGGAGUUGAUGAUAAGGCGUUGAAGUUGUCGUCAAAGAGCUUGCAGGAAAGUACGCUUCGCAAGCGGAAGCGUGGCGGGAAUGAAGAUGAUGUGGCUGCUGCGGUCGAAGUUCCGGACGUAUGUCGCGAAGAGGACGAGGCAUUGAGGCGUGAGCGCAAGAUGCUGUGCUACUACUACCGAAAGAUCUAUGACGCCGUUGUUAAACUCAAGGACCCGACCGGGCGUCUACGAGCCGAUCUGUAUGUGGAGAAGCCCUCGGCAGUGGAUUAUCCCGACUACUAUACAAUUGUGAAGCAUCCGAUGGACUUGAUCACUAUCAAGGCGCGCCUGGACGACUAUUUCUAUACGUCACACGACCAAUUCGAGGAUGACUUUAACCUGAUGGUGGGCAAUGCCCAGCUGUACAAUCACCCCGACUCGCUCGUUGUUUUUGACGCGCUUGAAAUCGACAAGUGUGUGAAGUCGAAGAUGAAGCCUUUGCGCCUGAGGACGAUGGAGCAGAUCGCUGUAGCGUACGAGAAGGCGAAAAAGGACCACAAGCGUCGUGCAAGGAACCGCAAGGAAAAAAAACGGCGUCACCGCUAA
Messenger RNA from Peronospora matthiolae, 3951 nucleotides. Lineage: Eukaryota; Oomycota; Peronosporomycetes; Peronosporales; Peronosporaceae. The record is from the annotation of a GenBank genome assembly.